CAAACAACAGACGGCGUCAGUUUUACCUUCAGCUUCGUCAGGACAUCUGUCGAGGUCGUCUUCUAUGCCCCGCCCACCUCAAGCCACGCCUCUCUGCUCUGAGGCUGCAGGCUGAUCAAGGUGAUGUCGGGGGGGCAGAGGAGCUGGACUUAGGUCUAAACCAGGAAGUGCAAAUAAUCUACAAGUCACUCAGCGGUGUCUCUCGUCCUCAGGCUCAGAAUCUGUUCCUGUCUCUCUGCAGCUCGCUGCCGAUGUACGGAGUCUCUCUGUUCAACGCCUACGGCGAGAACCAGUCGGAGUACUUCCUGGGUCCAACUCCAGGGGGCGUGGUCAUCUAUAAGAAUAAAGUGCUGGUGGGAAAAUAUUUCUGGCAGCGAAUCAACAAACUUCAUUUUAAAAACAAAACGUUUCAGCUCAGAGUCGUUGGAAAAAACGGUUCAGAGAAGUCGUUUUUCUUUCAUACAUCAGAUGAAUCCGACUGUAAACGUCUGUGGAGAUGUUGUGUUGAGCAUCACGUUUUCUUCAGGAUGUCAGAGUCAAAUCACUCGACACACAGACUGAGACACAACAGCUUUGCUAGUUCGCCCACUUCUCCUCGGUUGAACGUUGGCGUGCCGACAAACGAAAGUGUUUACGAACAAACAACCAAAGACACGUGUUCGAGGCUCCGCUCCAAUCACAUACAAGAGAGAGUGAGCAGUGAGCCAGUGGCGACGCAGACAGCACCACCUGCUGUUCACAGCCGCAGUCAGACCGAGUCCAUCUCGAACCCAGGUCGUGUCCGCAGGUCAGAGGGCGGAGCCAAGGAGGAGGUCGUUAAACCCUUUGCACCAUGGGAAAACAGCGGCCUUGUGAGGGGCCUGUUCAACCCAAAGUUUCCUGCAAACAUCAAAGAAGAUCCAGAUGGAGGGAGACGUCAGUGGCGGAGCAGAAGUCUGGAUGGUGAUCAGCCAAUCAGACAGCAGAGGAGGAGGAGGACUCGUUCCCGUGGCAACACAAGCAGCGGCAGCGAAUCAGAGACGAUAACGAGAAACAACGAGCGGCGCCGGAGAAACGAUCGUAAGAGUCCUGAUGUCCUCAUAUGGAAACACAUCCAGAAACAGCUGGUGGAUCCCAACACUCACCCCAACAGACAGACUGAGGAAAUACCUUAUAUGGAAGUGAGAGUAACAGGAGAGCCAAUCAGAGCACGUCAAUCUCCGAGGAGGCGGCGACAUCGUCGCUGUGCUUCAGCAUCAGACUUCCUUUCAGACACGCAGCUCGUUCCUCCUCUUCCUGUCACCAAGACAACAGGCACCGUCUGUCAAUCACCCAGCUGAGCUGCUGCCAGCUGGUUUCAGGGACCAUCAUCGGUUUUCUUAAUUAUUAAAUAUGUAAUAUGCUGCUGUAAAAAAAGGUUUUCAUCAUUUUCCUCAUUAUCAUUAAAUUAUUUCAGUGUGUACUGACAGCAGUAUUGACUGUAUAUAUGUGUGUUCAUAUAUUUAUUAAUAUUGUACAGUAAAUGUAUU
Molecule: messenger RNA, 1508 nt
Organism: Platichthys flesus (European flounder)
Lineage: Eukaryota; Metazoa; Chordata; Actinopteri; Pleuronectiformes; Pleuronectidae
Gene: epb41l4a
Product: erythrocyte membrane protein band 4.1 like 4A
Exons: 18
Coding region: 252-1319 (355 amino acids)
Cellular component (GO): cytoskeleton
Source: RefSeq, a predicted model, not a curated record